This is a messenger RNA of Epinephelus moara (kelp grouper), 1949 nucleotides long. RefSeq names its product tripartite motif-containing protein 16-like. The transcript has a single exon. Bases 70 to 1752 code for a protein of 560 amino acids. Lineage: Eukaryota; Metazoa; Chordata; Actinopteri; Perciformes; Serranidae. The record is from RefSeq and is a predicted model, not a curated record. Gene Ontology annotation, molecular function: protein binding; zinc ion binding.
AUCAGAGCUCAAACUACUUUCAGUUCUGAGGAAGUGAAACUCAGACAGUCAUUGUCACUGAGAGGUGAAAUGGCGCAGAAAGGAGUUCAGCUGGACAGAGAAACCUUCUCUUGUUCCAUCUGUCUGGAUCUACUGAAGGAUCCGGUGACUACUUCCUGUGGACACAGCUACUGCAUGAACUGUAUUAAAACUCACUGGGAUGGAGAGGACAAGAAGAAAGUCCACAGCUGCCCUCAGUGCAGGCAGACCUUCACACCGAGGCCUGUCCUGCUGAAAAACACCAUGUUAGCAGUUUUAGUGGAGGAACUGAAGAAGACUGGACUCCAAGCUGCUCCUGCUGAUCACUGCUAUGCUGGACCUGAAGAUGUGGCCUGUGAUGUCUGCACUGGGAGAAAACUGAAAGCUCUCAAGUCCUGUCUCAUCUGUUUGGCUUCUUACUGUGAGCAGCACCUUCAGCCUCAUUAUGAAUCUCCUGCCUUUGAAAAACACAAGCUGGUGGACCCCUCCAACAAGCUCCAGGAGAACAUCUGCUGUCUUCAUGAUAAGGUGAUGAAGAUGUUCUGCCGUACUGAUCAGCAGUGUAUCUGUUAUCUCUGCUCUGUGGAUGAACAUAAAGGCCACAACACAGUCUCAGCUGCAGCAGAGAGGACUGAGAGGCAGAGAGAGCUGGAGGUGAGUCGACAAAACAUCCAGCAGAGAAUCCAGGACAGAGAGAAAGAUGUGAAGCUGCUUCAACAGGAGGUGGAGGCUAUCAAUCGCUCUGCUGAUAAAGCAGUGGAGGACAGUGAGAAGAUCUUCACUGAGCUGAUCCGUCUGAUGAAGAAAAGACGCUCUGAUGUGAAGCAGCAGGUCAGAUCCCAGCAGGAAACUGAAGUGAGUGGAGUCAAAGAGCUUGAGGAGAAGCUGGAGCAGGAGAUCACUGAGCUGAAGAGGAAAGACGCUGAGCUGAUGAAGCUCUCACACACAGAGGAUCACACCCAGUUUCUACACAACUACUCCUCACUGUCACCACUCAGUGAAUCUACAGACUCAUCCAGCAUCAAUAUCCGUCCUCUGAGGUACUUUGAGGAUGUGACAGCGGCUGUGUCAGAGCUCAGAGAUAAACUACAGGACGUUCUGAGAGAGAAAUGGACAAACAUCUCACAGACAGUGACUGAUGUGGAUGUUUUACUGUCAAAUUCACAACCAGAGCCCAAGACCAGAGCUGGAUUCUUAAAAUAUUCAUGUGAAAUCACACUGGAUCCAAACACAGCAAACAAAGAACUGUUAUUAUCUGAGGGGAACAGAAAAGCAACAGCAAUGGGAAAACAACAAUCUUAUUCAAGUCACCCAGACAGAUUCACUGAAUGGUGGCAGGUCCUGAGUAGAGAGAGUCUGACUGGACGUUGUUACUGGGAGGUGGAAUGGAGAGGGGAGGCAAUUUAUGUAGCAGUCACAUACAAGAAUAUCAGCAGAGCAGGAAACUGUAAUAAAUGUGCACUUGGCCACAAUGACAAAUCUUGGGCUUUAUAUCCUGACAACAAUAGCUAUAUGUUUUGGCACAACAACAUCCGCACUCCUGUCUCAGGUCCUCAGUCCUCCAGAGUAGGAGUGUACCUGGAUCACAGUGCAGGUAUUCUGUCCUUCUACAGCGUCUCUGAAACCAUGACUCUCCUCCACAGAGUCCAGACCACAUUCACUCAGCCUCUCUAUGCUGGACUUUGGCUUUUCCUCCCUGUUGGAAGCACUGCUGAGUUCUGUCAACUCAAAUAAACAGAAGUCAUUUAAGUGACAGUGGGUUAAUUAGGAAUCUGUAAAUGUCCGUUUUUGCUAUACCUGCUUAUGAUCACCUUUUAAGGCACUUCAUAUAACCUGAUACCCCAUGUGUGCAUAUCAAAAUGUGCAGAAUAAUCACAGCUAUUAGAUAAAUGAAAAAUCAUUUGUACUGGACAUUGCUACAAGAAAAUAUU